AUGCGUGUCCGCACUCUUGAGAUCCGCUGGCACGACAGCAAGCCCAUAUCUACCUGCGACUUCCAGCCCGCACCAUUCAAGAAAGCACGCCCGUCGCAGGACAAGCUCUUCGCUGCGCAGUCGUACCGGCUUGCGACAGGGGGCGAAGACAAUCACGUUAGGUUAUGGAUGGUGCACCCGAACAUACUGCCACCAUCGGUGGUCGAGGGCGCGUCUGAGCCACCCGCCCCGCGCCCGCCGCGCGUCGAGUAUCUCGCGACUCUCAGCAGGCACUCUGCCGCUGUGAACGUCGUGCGGUUCAGCCCGAACGGCGACCUCAUUGCAUCCGCUGGAGACGAUGGAAUGAUCAUCAUAUGGUCUCCGACCACUAGUCCCCACGCCAGUAGCUAUGGCAGCGAUCUCACUCCCGAGGACCUUCAGUAUGAGAAGGAGCACUGGAAGCCUCGCACGACAUUCCGAUGCACCACUAUGCAGGUCUACGACCUUGCGUGGAGUCCCACCGGUGAAUAUAUCAUCGCGGGCAGCACCGAUAACUGCGCCCGCAUAUUCACCGCGAACGAAGGCAAGUGCGUGCACGAAAUCGCGGAACACAAUCACUACGUGCAGGGCGUCGCAUGGGACCCGCUCAACGAGUACAUUGCCACACAGAGCAGCGACCGGUCCAUGCACAUCUACAGCAUCUCCUUCAAGCAGGGCAACUUGGAGGUUCAUGCUGUAGGGAAGAACACGAAGAUGAACCAUCGGCAUAGCCGCACGCCGAGUACCCACAGCCGCCCCCCGCCCUUCAGACGGGAGUCCACAGCUGCAAGCGAGACAGAAUCAGUGAUCACCAGUGUCAGCGAGCAACUCAAGGACGAAGUCUCGGCUUGUGGCUCCGGCUCCAGGGAUCAACCCAGCGCGCUGCUCACGCCGACAGCUUCGGUAACCAGCACACCAUCAAUGUCCAUGUUCCCACCACCAUACGAGCGGUCGUCUUCUAGACGGUCCUCGUUCAGCGGAUCGAACGCUCCAAAUUCACCGGCGAACUACAGCCGGUACGGACGUUCUCCGUCCCCGAUGCCUGCUCUUCCGGCUAUCCGGAUGGCGCCCUCCACAGCGGCAAGUACCUGGGCAGCUGUCAAACUGUAUGGCGACGAGAGUUUCACGAACUUUUUCCGGCGGCUCACAUUCAGCCCCGACGGGGGCCUCUUGCUCACGCCCGCUGGUCAGUUCGAAGAUCCGUCGGUCAUUCCCACCGCGACUUCGAAGUCCAGUGACCCGCCUCGCGGCCGGAAGGGCAACCCGAACGCGAGCGACAAGGACAGUUCGUCCUCGGUGUAUAUCUAUUCGCGCGCCAACUUUGCUCGCCCGCCGAUUGCGCGACUUCCUGGACACAAGAAGGCGAGCGUAGCCGUGCGCUUCUCUCCGGUCCUGUACGAGCUGCGCCGGAACGUGUCUCUCGGAGACGACGAGCCAAAGACGGUCAUGUUGGAGAAGGACACCGAAGUGACCAUCGACGUCGACGUCGGUGUACCUCCGAGUCCCGCCCCUGACAAGGACAAGACAUCGUUCGCAUCGCCGGUGAAGCAGGCCACUGCUUCGGGCUCAUCAUCCACUAUCGCGGCGCCUUCACCACGCAUCGCGAUACCCACCGGCCCGCAGGCCACAAUGAUGCCGUCUCCGGCGUUGUCCGCGACGGACUCAAUGCGGCCACCGACACCGGCCGCUUCGAAGCCCCCGACGCCCGUCCCUAUCAUCACGCCUACGCCCAAUGCGUCCAUCUUCUCGUUGCCAUAUCGCAUGCUGUAUGCGAUCGCGACGAUGGACACGGUCAUGAUCUACGACACGCAGCAGGCGGGUCCCGUCUGCCUGCUCACGAAGUUGCAUUACGAUGAGUUCACUGACAUGUCGUGGUCGCCGGAUGGCCAAUGCCUGCUCUUGUCGUCGCGCGACGGCUACUGCACCAUCGUCGUGUUCGACGAAAUUCUCCCCGUACACCACACGCAGCAGCACACGCUCCAGCUGCAGUCCAUAGCGCACCACCACUCGCUGCCGCUGACGAACUCAACCGCGGCGACGCCUCUAUCUACUCCAUCCACGCAUGUCGCGGCGCUUCCGAUGCUCUCUCCUCUCACACCCGUCAUCCCUGCCAAGCGGAGCGCAGAGCCCCCGCUGACGCCGGCGGCGAGCGUCGACGAGAACCUGCUCGGGAUGAACUGGGGCGAAGCCGCGACGGAAGGUACGAACACAAGCUCGAGUGCGAGCGCGAGCGCACCGAAGGACGACAUCGAAGAGCCGCCGAAGAAGAAGCGGCGGGCGGCACUCACGCGCGUCGCGGACCUCGGGUCGUGAGCCCGCCCGCGUCUCUCUGUGCCUCCCGGACAGUUCCUGUUUGUAUAGUCGUCGACAUGCUUGUUGGUUAGCUGCUUUUCCUCACUUAUCCCUAUCGCUGUACCGCAUCGCCCACUUCUCGAUAUCGCCACGACCCAGACCCAUGACUCAUGACUCGCACCCUCGCCACGUCCAACAAUACAUACUGUACGAUCCGCAGAUGCCACGCUGUCCUGUCUAAUACCUGUUCUCGUCUCAUUCUCGUCGGUCUUGUGACCCAAUAUAUACGUACG
Molecule: messenger RNA, 2603 nt
Organism: Trametes versicolor FP-101664 SS1
Lineage: Eukaryota; Fungi; Basidiomycota; Agaricomycetes; Polyporales; Polyporaceae
Product: WD40 repeat-like protein
Exons: 7
Coding region: 1-2331 (776 amino acids)
Biological process (GO): DNA replication-dependent chromatin assembly; nucleosome assembly
Cellular component (GO): CAF-1 complex; nucleus
Molecular function (GO): protein binding
Source: RefSeq, a predicted model, not a curated record